Molecule: messenger RNA, 416 nt
Organism: Punctularia strigosozonata HHB-11173 SS5
Lineage: Eukaryota; Fungi; Basidiomycota; Agaricomycetes; Corticiales; Punctulariaceae
Exons: 3
Coding region: 83-352 (89 amino acids)
Source: RefSeq, a predicted model, not a curated record
CAAAAUAUUUGAGGUUUGACAUACAGCUGCUACAUGGCUUUGGCUACCAUAUGAUCUAGCUUCUGGGUGGAUUGGCAAUGAAAUGACGAUUUUGAACCAUCAAUGCAAUCGAAAUUGCAUUGAUGGUACAUCCAUAGUAAACAUUAACGAUCCUUCUCAACUCGGGAAGAAGCCGAAAACACAGGUUGUUGCAGGCUGUUACUGGUGUUCCAUGAAGUUCGGGCCUUCUAUCGAGCAUCAUCAAGAAGUACAGACGAUCAGAUGCCACUGGGGCGAGCCAUCGAACAAAACAGCGAUAAGCUCGGAUUCGGGCUUCGCUAGAUUCGACGAAGCUCUACCGAUCACGUCGUGACUCCGUUCAGCAUAUUCGUAUCUCCGCUGACGGCCAUAGAUUUCAUUGCUGCCAUCGUAUGGCC